UUCGUUGGCGCGAAUUUGAAACGGUGCGUAUUUUUCGCGUUGCUGUUCAGAUUUUCGAAAAUUGCGUAUAUCCACUUUGUCGGUCUUUUUGUGUUACUAAUCAGUAGCACAAUAUAUUCUAUACUACCUCCCUCGUCGCUUUUGCAACCCUUCGUCGUUUUCCGUGUCUUACCCAUUUUUACGGUUUUCACGCUGUCUAUUGUUUUGUCAUUCUCUGUUUACUCCUGACCAAUGCGUGCUAAACGUUGUAAUCCCUCUCUCUCCUCAAAGAGAGCAGUGCAGACAGUAGCAACGAGAGCACCCUCAGCAUUAUCAUCCGUGGUGAAGGAUUGCAGGGUCAUGCUUGAUGACCCACUUAGCGCAGCUCAAGUCAAAAUUCACCAAUUAGAAAAUGAGCUUAGCAUGCUUAAAAAUGAGCUGCUUACGAUGACUGCAACUUUGGAGAACCUCAAACCACUGUCGGUGCUGUCGGGAUUAAUGAAAACUGAUAACCCAAAUGAACUGAACGCCGCUGGCGAGUUAUUAGCAGUACUUAGCGACGAAGUAACGGAACGUGUACGUCGUUCCCAGAAUGCCGUCAUAUUCAAUGUACCUGAUCGCUUGUCACUUGAAAAAGUGAAACGUUCUCUUUUAAGUGCAUGCAACACACCACCAGAUUGCUGUGCAUGCAAACGGCUACGCAAGUCUGGUAAAACUCGCACUUGCCCCAUAGUUUUGACUUUCCCUACUCCACAACUUGCUGAAACAUUUAUAGGCCGUAGGCUGAUUGUGUCUAUGGUGGCAAACCUUGGGCCGAUUAUCAUUAAACCUGACAAAACCCCACUUCAAAGAUCCUUAAUGUCGUCAACCAAGCCAGAGGGCAAGCGCAAUGCUAUUAUUGACCCAUCUGCAAAUUCUUCGGCUAAACCGACCAUCGUGCCAGUGAUAGACCUCGACUUGUCUCCAAACCAAAGUCUCACUUCGGAUGCGAAAUCUGCAACGGUGCGAAGCUUGCCUUGGACUGAAGUCAAUGCAGGAUCUUCGUCUGCAUUGGCUGCUAUAACCAUCGAUUCUUCUAGCGAUGGGACUUAUGGCUACUCAGACAUGCAUGACACUCAUGCCGCACCUGGUCAACCAUCUAAUUGCAUUCUUAACUGGGUAUCUAACUUGGAUACUCCACUGCCUGCUGUCACUGACCCUAAGCAGAAACACUCUCUCACCGCGAAACCCAUCAUAACAGGAAGCUUCUUUCAGCCUGCAUUGAACAGGUCGUUUUCACCCUCACUCUCUGCUAUUGCCGCUGAUACUGCAAGUGCUAUGUCAGAUAGCGAUUCGGACAUGAGUGUCGAGUCUACUAUUGGCCUUGUAGGCCAGACUUAUAAGCCUGAUUCUGUUGUUUACUUGCCUAUUGACAACAAUCAGCUUAAUAGUCGCAAUCGGCCUAAAACCCCAAAAGCCUCGAACAACUCACGUCAAGCCAACAACAGGAAACGCUCUAAAGCAUGGCUUUCAACCCCUGCGUGGCACAGAAACAACGCCUAUUCCAAUAUUCACAACGCAGAAGCAUUGAAGCGCAGAUACCCGCAGCCAUCAUCUCCAUUUAUGAAUGUAGUAACGCCCCAAGGCAUCCCACACCGAAAACCUUAUCUACUUGAAAAGCCCGAUUCUUCCGUUCUGCUGGACCAUGACAACAACGGAUCCAAGAGUUUUACUUGGCUCCCAACUCAGAGAACCUUGAAAAACUCACGCCAACCUACCAACAGAGAUAGCCACAAAGCACGGCUAUCAAAGCCAAUGUGGUACCAUCACACCGUCAAAUCCAAUAAUCAGAGUGCACAUGAACAGGAGCCCAAAUCGCCGCAAAAGUCACCUUCAGUUACGAGUGUGGUAAUGCCUCAACGCAUCUUCUCACCUCACAAGCCUUAUCUACUUGAAAAACCACACAUCACAGGGCUCGAUCGCGGCCGCAACCGUACCAGUGUAAGCAGCGCCACUUCACCAUAUCUCCAUACAGUUUUACAUACACCAUCCGCGCCGGCGAAGCAACUUGCUAAACAAGUCAUUUCUAGUCGCAACACCGCUCACUUGCAAUCACAUGAGCUUCAUAUGUCACGGACGAGGCGUAGUCGGACGCAGCCGAAGGGUUUACUUAAUAAGGCGAGUUACCCACCUGCGCCACUGACGUCUACGCAAGACGACCGUACAAACCAGGCCAAAUACGCACCUCAUCCAAGGCAGUUUACCUUAGCCCCCAAGAAUUCUACCCCUUUUUUAUGGGGCAAUGCGGGACACGGCCCGCCUUAUACAUACCAACCAAUACAGUUCCAUCUAGCACAACUUUUGCACCUUCUGCAAACAGCAGUCUACAGCCAGUCACAACUUCAUGGCUGCCUUCUACCGACCCACAGUUGGUAACCAUCAAACAUUCCACCUACGAACGUUCUCCUGAACAAGCCAACGUCGUGCCAAUUCAGACAGAAUGCCUUGCCACUUACCAAUUCCCACACUACCCAUUUCUUCAUCAGGUUGCUAGCCAAGUAACUAUCACCUACCCAUCUUCUUUUCGCCCUGAUGCUGUCUAUUCACACCCCACUUUCACUCCGGCUCCAGCUUCUGUCUUGAACACAUCUAAGUGUCUGUCCCCAUAUCCACACCAUUCCGCGCCUUUGUUACCCCACAUCCUGGGCACCAUGUCAAUUUUUGCCAAUGCAGAUAGAGCUGCCCAAAUCUUUCCAGCCUGUCACAACCCCCCUCUUAUGAAACUUACCGGGACACGGCCCGCUAAGUCACAUUCUUCAAGCACACACACCCUCCCUCGCCGACAUCUGCUGACUCCUACACCUGUAAGAGUUUUCCCCAUACCAGUAGCACCAGUACUUGCCGCCACAUCGCCUGAUGUAUGCAACCCGGGAACUGUAGAUUACAGUGCAUCGGAAACGCCUCCACCACUGUCUUGUUACGACCCUACUACAGAAUCUGUCGACCCAAUGACGGGACGAUGCGAAUACGACUCGUACACUCUCCUCCUCCUCAAUGUACGAUCAAUUAAAAAUAAAAUGCACCUUCUAGGCCCCUUCAUCCUUCUGUCAAGCCCGCAUGUGGUGUUGAUAACAGAAACAUGGCUCUCGGCCGACGCUUCUGACGCACCGCUCCACAUUCCAGGGUACACCACUUUCUGUAAUGGACGUGCCAGUAAACGUGGUGGCGGAUGCCUCAUAUACGUCAAGAAGGAGUUUUACGCAUCUUCUUUCCACACUAUAUCUCUUGGCAACUCUGAAGAUUCAGUCUGGAUUCAAACCGUUGGAGGUCAUCCGGACCUCUUGAUAGGCUGUUUAUAUAAUCCACCGCACUCCUCUUGUGCUAGCGUUAACAAAUUGGACAGACUCUUUCAGGAAGUCUCAUUUCUCCCUUCACGCUUUAAGAUCAUUGCUGGAGACUUCAAUAUGCCUCAUGUUUCGUGGCUCGGACAGUCGGCCCCACCUAAGUAUAGGGCCCUUGUUGACACUAUUUCCACUCAUGAAUGGACACAGCAUGUGAUUGCACCGACUAGACAAUCGAACACACUGGACCUUAUAUUCACUAACGGCAUCUCGCACGCGUGCGCCAGCGUGUUAGACAACAUACCGGGCAGCGAUCACAAGGUGGUGAAGCUGUCCUUCGCGCUCCCUAAAUCCCGUCAACAUGCAGUCACGAAAUAUGAGAUAUUUCGGCCCCUCCAGCGCAUUAACUGGGACAUCUUCUCCUCCCUCCUCCGAUCAUCCCCCUGGGACGACUUCUUCCUCUCCGACAACAUAGAUACUGCGACCAACGUGCUUUACAACAAUUUCACUAACUGCUUAGAUGUCCUUACUCC
Dicrocoelium dendriticum is the source of this 3832-nucleotide messenger RNA. Lineage: Eukaryota; Metazoa; Platyhelminthes; Trematoda; Plagiorchiida; Dicrocoeliidae. The record is from the annotation of a GenBank genome assembly.